Chlamydomonas reinhardtii is the source of this 4182-nucleotide messenger RNA. RefSeq lists its product as uncharacterized. NCBI's taxonomy places the organism in Eukaryota, Viridiplantae, Chlorophyta, Chlorophyceae, Chlamydomonadales, Chlamydomonadaceae. Gene Ontology annotation, molecular function: calcium ion binding. The record is from RefSeq and is a predicted model, not a curated record. The coding region runs from base 246 to 3857 and encodes 1203 amino acids. The transcript is spliced from 21 exons.
CGCAAAAGGCUGAAGCUGAGGGGCUGAAACAACUUUCUUAUUCGAUUCCACCAAUGUUUUGUCAACAACUCAUCUUUUUCAUGAACCAAAUGCUAUAAGGGUGUACGGCUUGAAACUGUUACACGCCGCUUGGCCUGCGUCUUCGCGGAAUUCGCGCGCAUGCCGCGUGGAUUCGUUGACCGGUCACGGCAGAAGCUACGUGAAUGGCGUUAGCCUAAGAAAUUUUUGACAGAACGGGUCUGGACAUGCAGCACAAGUAUCAGAUCAUAUUCCACACUGGCGACGGCUGGGGAAAAGGCUGCGCUUCAGGCGUAUCGUUUGAGGUCCUGGGUACCCAAGGCCGCUUGAUUAGCAGUCAGUGCGUGCAGACGGAGGUGAAGGCUCUAAGCGCGAAACGGGAACGUGCGGCUCAGUACGCCGCUGGCAAGAAGGACAGCCUAUCUGAUGCAGCUGCGAAGGCGGGUGCUGUGGUGGGUACUGGGGCCGGGGCCCCAGCGGGCGGGCCACAACAACCCAGCACAGCAGGAACCGGUCCGCCACUAGAGAAGCGGAACGUGUUUGCUGUUUUCUCUCAGUGGCUCAAAGCCGGGGGUGGCGCGUCUCAACUGGCGGCGCUCAUGCGGGGAGCGGAUGCAGGUGGCGACGGGACGUUGUCCAUGCAGGAGGUCAAGACCCUGCUUGCAAAGGCCGUGCCGGGCGUGUCGGACGUAGAGACACAGCUGUUUGUGGCCAUGGUGGACGUGAAUGGAGAUGGCGUGAUCAGUGAGGCAGAGCUAUUGCAGAGUGUGGCGGACUGCGCCAGCAUUAACUCCACUGUCGCCGGCGGUGGUCCGGGAGCGGCUGGAACUGCCAGCGGUGGCAGCAGUGAGAUGAGCGCCGCGCUGGAGGGGCUGGUGCAGCACCUGCGCAACAGCAUUGGAGCUGUGGACGCGAAGCUGCUGGAGCUCAACCCUGUCGGCGGAUACCUUACCUUCGCGCAGCUGAAUGAGCUCUUCCAGGCAGUGGUGCCUGAAAGCAUGGGCGGCCGGGAUGCUCUGCGGACACUUUUGGCCCACUGCGCACGCACAGCCAACAUCACCGCACUUGACCCCGGCGUACACGUCUCCGAGUUCAAGCGGUGUUUCGGGCUGCAGGCGGCUGCAGCUGGCUCGGGACCGGCUGCCGCAGCUGCGGGCUGGGUACCGGGUCGGCCGCGCGAUGUGUUCAAGCUAUUGCGCUACCACGUCAAACACAACCGAGCGCAGCUGGACGAGCUGUUUCCCCGGGGCUCGGAGCUCACUGUCAACCAGGUGCGACACCUGGUGAAGCAGAUGCUGGAGUCGCGUGCGGGCGAGCCGCCGCUAACGGGCCGCGAGGCGCGGCACUUGGUGGCGGUGCUGGACGCCAAUGGCAAUGGGACGCUGUCGCGGGAGGAGUUUGAGGGCGGCCUGAAGGAAUGCAGGGAGGUGUCGACAGCUAUGGCGUGUGUGCGGGGCGGCAGCCUGGUGGGCGGCGUGAAGCCCGAGAUGCCGCUGUACCCGCCCGCCAGUCCCGAGGAGCAGCCGCCCACGUGGGGCCAGCUCCUGGCGGUGCUGCAGCAGGUGCACGAGGUUGUCAAGGGAGAUGCGGCGGAUGCGGCGUGGCAGGCCAGUGACUCUCGCAAGAAGGGCCGCAUAGACGCCUGCGAGCUGAGAAAGGUGCUGCUGGAGCUCUGCCCGGAGCUGCCACUGCAUAUGGCCCGCGCGCUGCUUAUGUACGUGGAUGCGUGGGACCCGUCGGAGCACGCGCUACUAUCUCGCAAGCACUUCCUCAUGGCACUGCGCGGCGAGCCGCCACCAGAUAGCCUGCAGGCUCCGCCCCCUGGAGCCCUUGCAGCCGGCAGCACGUCAGCUGAAGGCCUUGCUACGUUGGAGGUCGCGGCGCUCAUGGAGCUCAACCAGCGCCUGGCGCACAACCUACGUGGCCUGGGUGUUGGGCUGUGCCUGCCUGACCCCGCGCAAUGGUUGGCGUGGCACAGCAACGUCAAGACUGCCAGCCGGCCGUCAGGUACUGUCAAGGUUGGUGGUGCUCAUCAGCCAGGCACCCCCGACUUCUGGAAGUCACAAUGGAAGUGGCAUACGUCAUGGCUUCAGAAGCACUCGGCGUACCGACAGGCCAUUGCAGCCAAGGCGCAGCACCAGCAACAGGCAUUACCAUCACCGGGUGUGCUGACAGGUCUGGCGAGUGCGCCGGCCCUUGGAUCAGCCGCGGCCGCGGCAGAAGGUGUGGAUGCCGCGGAGCCCAACUGCCUGGAGGAGCCCAACAGCCUGGAGGAGCGCAUGUGGCCAAACCUCACGGUGGAGGGUGUGCCGUUCACGGGCUCCGUCUUCACGAGGGAAAGCGCUGCCGUGCUCAACAUGGGGCUGGUAGCAGAGGACGCUGGCUUACAGCAGGCAACCGCCCCUGCAGGAGACACCGGAGGAGGCCUGGCCGCUGCUGGUGUGGCUGCUCCUACCGGAGCUGCUGCGCAGGCUGCUCCUGGAUCUGCGGCGGCUGGUGUGGCUGCUGCUCCCGAAGCUGCUGUGCCGGCUGUGACAGGGCCCUUGCAGACGACUCCUGCGGCACCUGCGCUAGCCGCUCCAGGAGCUCCCACGGGGACUCCUGCACCUUCGAUUGGACUGCCUGGCCCACUUUUACAGCCAGCACUGCCCAUCCUCGGUGGCGGUACUCUCGUCGGCAGCAGCCCACGGCCCGCAACAACCAGGCACACACCAGUACCAGCCACUGGGCCUUCACCCGCUCUUCAAUCUGGUCGCGGGCCUGUUGGUGAGGCCAUUGAAGGUGCACCAGACCCAGCCGCACUGCAGCAGCCAGGGCCCGCACCGCCCGCACCUCUGCCUCCAUUACCGGCAAGUGCUCCUGUGCCCGGCAGCUGUAGCGGCGGAGCCUGCACAGAUUAUGCCGGCACCGGCACCAGCGCCAGCGUCGGCGCCGGCACCAGCACUGGCACCAGCACCGGCACCAGCACCAGCACCGGCGCCGGCCCCGGCACCGGCACCAGCGCCGGCACCAGCAUUAUCGGCGCCGGCAUCAGCACCGGCACCAGCACUAGCACCAGCACCGGCACCGGCACCGGCACCAGCACCGGCCCCGGCACCGGCCCCGGCGCCGGCACCAGCACCGGCACCGGCACCGGCACCAGCACCGGCACCAGCACCGGCAGUGGCACCAGCAACGGCACCGGCCCCGGCAUCGGCACCAGCGCCGGCACCAGCAUUAUCGGUGCCGGCACCAGCACCGGCACCAGCACCGGCACCAGCACCGGUACCGGCACCAGCACCGACACCGGCACCAGCACCGGCACCAGCACCGGCACCAGCACCAGCACCGGCCCCGGCACCGGCACCGGCGCCAGCAACGGCACCGGCCCCGGCACCGGCCCCGGCACCAGCACCGGCACCGGCACCGGCACCAGCGCCGGCACCAGCACCGGCACCUGCACCAGCCCCGUCCCCGGCCCCGGCCCCGGCCCCAGCACCAGCGCCGGCGCCAGCACCGGCCCCGGCCCCGGCACCGGCACCGGCACCGGCCCUGGCACCGGCACCAGCAUCAUCAGCGCCGGCACCGGCACCGGCACCAGCACCGGCGCCGGCACCAGCACCAGCACCAGCACCAGCACCAGCACCAGCACCGGCACCAGCACCGGCACCGGCACCAGCACCAGCACCAGCACCAGCACCAGCACCAGCACCAGCACCAGCACCGGCACCAGCACCGGCACCAGUACCGGCACCAGCACCGGCACUGGCACCAGCACCGGCGCCGGCACCGGCACCGGCACCAGCACCGGCACCGGCGCCGGCACCAGCUGCGCUGCCACUAUCAGUAAUACCUGUUGAGUCCAAGCUUCCAUUGAAGGUGCAUCCCCUGGUCGCGCCCACCCGCGUGUUGCUGUAUGAGGUGGUGCUCGCGCCUGGCGCGCAGCUGGGCAACAUGGACCAGCUGACCGUACGGGCGACCGGAGACGCCGGAAGCUGGUACUUGGAGAAGGUGGAGGUGCAGUGCGCCACCAGCGAGCCACCCCUGCUGUGGGAGGUGCACGUGCGGCGCUGGGUCGAGCCCGGGGAGGUGCUGGCCGAGCUGCGGGCCGACCCCUGCGUGUGGGAGGAGUGGGACAUGCAGGUGGACGGCGUGUCUGGGACACCGCGGGCAACGCUGUAUCUC